Molecule: messenger RNA, 4425 nt
Organism: Lytechinus pictus (painted urchin)
Lineage: Eukaryota; Metazoa; Echinodermata; Echinoidea; Temnopleuroida; Toxopneustidae
Product: orexin receptor type 2-like
Exons: 7
Coding region: 198-1547 (449 amino acids)
Biological process (GO): G protein-coupled receptor signaling pathway; feeding behavior
Cellular component (GO): membrane
Molecular function (GO): orexin receptor activity
Source: RefSeq, a predicted model, not a curated record
AGGUGCGAAGACAUAUCUUGAAGAAGCUUUUGGAUCAGAAUGAAAAUGCGUUGAUGAUGGUAUUCUCGAGAAUGUCACCCGUACCCUGAAGAUCCCUCGACUCAAAGACAUCAAGGGAAAUAGAAUUACAAAUCAUCGUAACACCGUUGCCAACUUCCAUUGAAACGCAUAGCCCGCCCUCUACGGCAACACAUUGAAUGUAUGUCACCAUGGAGCCUGUGAACCUCACCAGCAGCCACAACCCGUACGAUGAUUACUACGCGACAUUCGGUAACUACUCAUACUCAUCCUCAACAGAUUACUUCUACGACCUUAUCCUUGAGAUGGUCUAUCCCAGAACGCACGAAUGGGUCAUUCUGGGGUUCUUCCUGCUCCUGCUCCUCUUGGCGCUUGGCGGAAAUUUCUUGGUAGUUUAUGCCGUACUGCGGAACGAGCACAUGCGUUCGGUUACCAAUUACUACAUCAUGAACCUGAGUGUUGCCGAUAUCCUGGUGUCUUUGAUCUGUUUCGGACCGACUGCAGUUGGUGACGUUACGGAAACCUGGUGGCUUGGAGCUACAGCUUGCAAACUAAUACCCUACUUUCAGCACGUGACAGAAUGUGUAUCGAUUUAUACUUUGACUGCGAUCGCUGCUGACCGGUACCUUGCCAUCUGCCACCCGCUGAAAUUUCGUAUCCGGGCUUCACGAACGAUUUUCAUUAUAAUCGCCGUUUGGAUUUGGUCUUUUGUUGCCGUUUUACCACAGGCAAUUUUCUCAGAAUUGGAGUAUGACCGGCACACGCCCUCUAUAAACAGGCCUGUCUGGUUGGCCAAGUGUUACGAGACUGGAUGGCACAAUUCGUUAUGGCAAAAGGUAUAUUACGUAAGCAUCGUUCUUCUAACCUACAUCCUACCACUGUGUGUCAUUGUAGUCACAUACUCAAUGGUCUGUAUUCGGCUAUGGUCGGCCAUCCCCACUGAAGAGACGAGCCGAAAGAAACCGACGGACUCGAACAACGAAUCGCGCCAUCAAAACAGCGGGAAAUCCAACCACACCGGUAAUGGUGCGAUCCGAGGGGGCAGUCGCUCCCGGUCUGGACCGGUUAAAACCAGUACGGAGACACAGGUGGAGUCCAGACGGAAAGUAGCCCGGAUGCUAAUCAUCGUAGCUUUCAUAUUUUUCAUCUGUUAUCUGCCAAUCAACGUCUUAAAUACUCUCAGAUACAUGCAAGUAUUUUCUAAGAACCUCAAACCGAAUCCCGGGGACCGAAGCAAGAUCACCCUUCCUUUCACGGUCGCUCAUUUUCUAGUGUAUAUCAACAGCACAAUUAAUCCAAUCAUCUAUAACUUCUUAAGUGCUAAAUUCCGACGAGAAUUUCGAACCGCCUUCGCAAACUGUCCAUGCUGCCCUCAACGUCCAAAUGACACAACUGCCAUCACGAGUACGGCAAGUCGACGCACCCAACGGCCGAACCCAACGGGACGAACGAACAGCACCGAGUACAUGCAAAUGUCAAGGGUUAAUACGAAAACAGAUCCAAGUCAAGGUCUUCUGACCUCAGACUGACAUUUAUCUGUACGAUGAUGAUGAAUCUUUCACUAGAUUUAAGGACAUGUGUGCAAGUUGCGUCCCUUUUGUGAUGUCACUCACUCGCGUCAAUCCUGAGUCAUUGGUUGAUCAAUGUGUAUCCAUCAACCCGCACAAAUCACUGAGUUUAUUUGUAGAAGAAUUACAAAUUUUAUUUGAACAUUGAAGUUUUUAUCUUUUUGUUCUACUGAUUAAUCGUCCGUGAUCAUCUCAGCGUCAAGGAUUCGUUGUUAAGUUUUCAAUUUUUUUUAACUUUUAUAUUUUCACUCUCUUAUUGCGUAUCCUGUAAAAAUAAAAUUGCAUUCUUAGAACUACCGAUCAAUGAGAUAAACACGGUAAAGCAUAUACCUCUCAUGAAAAUGAACGUUUUUGGCGCAUGUAAUAUAAAACUCACGACUUGCUCGACUCUCCCUUCAUUUUACCACUGGAACUUAGACCAUGGUCUAACUCUGUGCUAAAAUUAUAGAAAGCCAAAAAUGUCAAAGUUUGUACACUUAAUAUGUUUCUUAUGUUUUCCUAAUUCUCGGAUGGUAAAGACAGCUAUUUUUGGACUCUUCCCAGACAGUUCAACAUGCUUUGAGAGCCAAUGAAACCCACACCUUAAACCUCUCCCGUGAGAGAGAACGGGUUUCAAUUAAACUCUAUCCAAACUUUGUGAUUAAGCAAUGGAUAUCCUAUUAAUCUACAUCCGUGCAUAUUAAUUUUACAAAAUCUUUAUUAAACGCGACCCCGCUUGUAUAAUCAAAUGGCGUACGUGUAAUUUUGUAGAGGAAGACGCACUGUAUUUUUUGUUAUUUUUUUUUUUUGUAUGCAGAACCCGUUAGAAGUCGCUUUGUAAAUGAUAGUUUCUCCAUUUCAUCAUUAAUACCACUCACUUACCAAUCUUUUUUACCAUUGGUAUGUUAGUCAAUACCUGAUAAAUAAAAUAGUUUUAUGCGUAUUGGAAUGAAAUAGUAUAGUGGUUCUGAAAUCUGACUCGGAAGCAGGUUACGUCGUGUGUCAAUUUUCGUCCAUAGUAAUUAUGUCAGUGCUAUUAAAUCGUUGAUUUAGCAACCACAAAAUAGCAAAAUUGUAAAGAUGGCUUAAAAAUUUGUCAAAUUAGCAGCAAAUCCUUCAGAUUAGAGGUCCGUAAUAAUAUAAACGUUACAUGGCAUGUUAAGCGAACCAAGUGCAAGUUCUCAACAACAAGAGACGCUGCCUCAAGAGACGAUUAUCUUCUUUUUUUUUUUGCUUUUUUUUCAGUCGUAUGAAAUGUUAGUGUAAGUUAGCAUUGAUAGAUAAAAGGGGACGUCAGUCUUUCCUUGACUUGCACAUGCACACUGCCAAGCUCCGCCUAUUAUUUGUUACAUCAUCAUUGACAUUGCUCUGGCGCCUAGCUUUAUCUCAAAAUCUCAUACGAUUGAUAAAUAUUUACUAUGACCAAGGUCUGUCCGGAACUUUCAUAUUUACCUUAAAAUUCGAGACAAUGACCAUCAUUGCGCAAUACAGGUCAAUAUCUUGAAUUUUGAGGAAAAAAGCAAAAUAAUCGACCAUCCAAGGACAUGUUCAGCAGGCGUUUAGUGGCUAUUUUUUUUCAGAGGCUGAACGAUUGUAUGUGGGCGUCUGCAUUAAAACCACACCAGGUUCUCUCGUGGCAGUGAGUUGAAAUCACUAUAAAUUACUAUUGAUUAAUUUUCCAUAAUCAACAUUGAGAAUGAUCUAGAGAAUUUCUGUGUGUCUGUUAAGUGUCACGUAAUAUUAUUGGAGAAAUGGGUGUUUCGUGUUGCGCUAAAAAUUAUCAUGUUGAAAACGUAUAUUUGGUUUUUACAGCCCUGAUAUUAAAAUUGUCAUUAAAAACAAACGGAAAAUGUCUGUACUCAAUAAGGAAUCGUAGGUAAAAUGUUUGUGUAGCGAUAGAUGCUUGCACAUUCUCUAUUUGGGGGGUUGGGGGCAAUUUAGACCCCAAAAUGCUCAAAAGGGCCCUAAAAACUAAUUAAAAAACAGGAGCCCUGGAAAUCCCCAUUCAUUGCAAUGUUAAGCUUAUCUGGGCUCCGUAACACAAAUGUUUGCGAUGAAUAGCAAACAUGACAAAACACUUCUGAUUGGGUCCUAGUUAGUAUUUUGCGCCAAAUGCGUGUGUAACAUUGAUCUUGAUUGGUCAGUUCAUUCAGAGAUUGAUCACUAAUCUUUGUGUAACAGAUUUAGGCAGUUGGUGGCGAGAAGCAGCCCCCCCCCCCCGAAAAUGAAAAAAAAAUCCCAAGUCUCCAAAGAAACAACUGAGAAGAAACAAGAGAGUGUAUUUACUACGUGAAAAUUGUCGUAGAAUUGUUGUAUUCAUUCAGCUUUUCAGUGAUAUUGAUUAGUGUUACGAAAAUUAGUGUGGCUAGAAUGAGCCCCAGCUAUCCAUACUACACUUACUAUUGUGGAAUAUCGAUAUUUAGUUACCUUUGGUGUAGAUUAGCUCUAUUUACCUUAUCAGGAUACUUCCAAUCCAGAAUUCCCUUCAAUCAAUAUAUUAACUUGUCAACACGAUUAAUGAUAUCGCAAACAAAAUCACAACUUUUUAAUAAUUUUCUAGAAUUUAAAAACGAAAAAAAAGAUCUGUAUAAAGGGAUAGUGAUAAGUUUGAAUAAGAGUGAUACUAACUGUAUACAAAUUUUCAGUGAUUGCACAACAAUGUAUAUUUCUAUAAAAUCAUUCAUUACUUGUUGUAUAUAACAAUUCAGAUACAUGUACAAAAUAUAUAUUAUAUUUAAAUUCAUUACAUGAAAAUGAUAUUUGUAUAAGGAAAUUUGUACAUUCAAAUGUGGAAUAUAUACGAUCGUAAGUGUUUUUGUCAAUAUUUCUUCUGUAAUAAACUUCAUCAUGUAUCGCUAUU